AUGCCGACCAUCGGAGGUGCGGGAGCUCGUCAUUUCCCCGGGGUCGAUGGGACCAUUUGUUCUUGUCUUGUAAGUCAAUUCAAGAUGUUUCGUCAAAGUGUCCGGCGGUUUGCCACUACGGCGGCUCGUGCUGCUGGCGAGGGGUCUACUGCAUACUGCACCCGGGUGUCAACAGCCCAGGGCGUUGUCAAUGGAUUGACCGAGGCGAUUGGCAAUACCCCGCUUAUCCGACUGAAGAAGCUGUCUGAGCAGACUGGCUGCAAUAUUCUUGGCAAGGCAGAAUUCCAAAACCCCGGAGGUAGCGUGAAGGACCGAGCAGCGCUCUUCGUGGUCAAAGAUGCAGAGGAGAAGGGACUCCUGAAACCAGGUGGCACCGUGGUUGAGGGAACGGCCGGAAACACUGGAAUUGGACUGGCGCAUGUAUGCCGGUCCAAGGGCUACAAGCUCGUGAUCUAUAUGCCAAACACCCAGUCGCAGGGCAAGAUUGACUUGCUCCGUCUACUGGGCGCAGAGGUAUACCCGGUCCCCGCUGUGGCCUUCGACAACCCCCAGAACUACAACCACCAGGCGCGCCGGCACGCCGAGUCAUUGGACAAUGCAGUCUGGACCAACCAGUUCGACAACAUUGCCAACCGUCAAGCACACAUUGAUACUACCGGACCGGAGAUCUGGGCACAGACCGAGGGCAAGAUCGACGCCUUUACAUGCGCUACCGGAACCGGAGGUACCCUGGCUGGUACUACCCGCUAUCUGAAGACUGUCAGUGACGGACGUGUCAAGAGCUUCCUCGCCGAUCCUCCGGGCAGUGUUCUCCACAGCUACAUCCAAAGUGGUGGUACCCUGAUCGACCGCUCUGGCAGCAGUAUCACUGAGGGUAUCGGCCAGGGCCGUGUGACAGAUAACCUUCAGCCCGAUAUUGACUUGCUGGAUGGCUCUGUGAACAUCAGUGAUGAAAAGACCAUCGAGAUGGUUUACCGCUGCCUGGAUGAGGAGGGUCUGUACCUUGGUGCCAGUUCCGCGAUGAACGUGGUGGCCGCUAAGGAGGUUGCCGAGAAGUUGGGCAAGGGUAACACCGUUGUGACCAUUCUCUGUGACGGUGCUUAUCGUUAUGCGGAUCGCUUGUUUUCCAGCACCUGGCUGGAGAGCAAGAACCUGCGUGGUUCCAUUCCCAAGCACCUGGAGAAGUAUAUUGUGCUGCCUUAG
Molecule: messenger RNA, 1203 nt
Organism: Penicillium vulpinum
Lineage: Eukaryota; Fungi; Ascomycota; Eurotiomycetes; Eurotiales; Aspergillaceae
Product: cysteine synthase A
Exons: 2
Coding region: 1-1203 (400 amino acids)
Cellular component (GO): cytoplasm
Molecular function (GO): cysteine synthase activity
Source: RefSeq, a predicted model, not a curated record